Molecule: messenger RNA, 1991 nt
Organism: Branchiostoma floridae (Florida lancelet)
Lineage: Eukaryota; Metazoa; Chordata; Leptocardii; Amphioxiformes; Branchiostomatidae
Product: octopamine receptor-like
Exons: 5
Coding region: 129-1394 (421 amino acids)
Biological process (GO): G protein-coupled receptor signaling pathway
Cellular component (GO): membrane
Molecular function (GO): peptide binding; G protein-coupled receptor activity
Source: RefSeq, a predicted model, not a curated record
GUACAGUAGACCGGGCAGAUCGUCUGCGUUCUGCUUUCCGCUAGCUCGAUGCAAGGACGUUAUAUGAUGCUCGAUGCGUUUGUUUUUGCAGACUGUAAAGGCUAGGUCCGUUUUAUUGUCUGUUUGAGAUGGCUACAAACAGCACCAACGACUCGUUCGGUCUCGCCAACUCCACUGCCUUUGACUGGGAGCCGUUCUACUACGCCGACCCGCCCUACCGCGAGCUGCAGAUGGUUUGGCUGGCAGCCUGUACUGUUCUGGGGGUCUGCGGGAACAUGGCGCUCCUGAUCACCGUCUCGUGCGUACAGGAGCUGAGAACGCCCGGGAACGCCCUGCUCUGCGCUCUGGCCGUCGCCGACAUCUUCCAACUUCUCUCCAAAGUCCCCCCGUCUAUGAUCUUCUUGCUUCAUGGGAAGCCUUUGGCGUGUGAUGGUGUCUUUGUCAUCAUAGACACUGUGUACCUGACGGUGGGCCAGUUUGCAGUCAACAUCAUCGCACCGAUUUCCAUCGACAGAUACUGGUACAUCUGUUCCCCCCUGAAGUACAGCGAAACAAUGACGUCAACGCGAACCGCUCUCCUUAUUGGACUGUCGUUUCUCCUCGCCAUGGUAACGAUGGUGCAUCCUCUUCUAGAGGGAGGGAACAACUACUUUAACCCGCCAUACAUCUUCUGCAAAUACCUUGGCCUGGCUCGGAAGAGCAGACAAGCCAUGAUCAACGUGUGCAUCUUGGUGCCCAUGAUCACCAUGUUAUUUUGCUAUUACAAAAUCUGGCGUGAACUCAAACGACAUCAGAAUCGACACAACAAAGUAUCCCCCAUCACGCGCUCAGAGAUGGAGUACAGUGAGACUGCGCUCCCGCCCAUCACGGAGACGCGCCACGCCUCGGUCUUCUCAGAAGACGGUGACGCCGACGAUGAGUUGGAGGAACCCGCCUUCUCCACCGAGAAUGACACCCCCAAGUCAGACCGGCCGUGGGGUAAGAAAGCUUCACAACCUGACGCGGUACCGACAGAGGCCUGUUUGGCUGAAGGCUGCAGCAACAAGAAUGCUCAGAGGUCCACGGAAGCUACUGGAGAGAACCGACUGCAAUCGGUCACCUUGGCCUGGGAUGGAGUUCAGAUCUCCCCGGAGUUCCGAGCUCGGAUGAGGUCGGCCACCAUGGUUCUUCUCAUCGUGGCUGCCUAUGUGGUUUCCUGGGCUCCGUACUUUGCCGUGCUCAUCCGCAGCAACGCGCUGGGGGACGAAGUCUCCACCGCUACCGACGGUCCAUGGCAGCGGUUUGCCACCAUGUUCUCUCUGCUAUCCACCUUCUCUAACCCGAUCAUCUACGCCUAUCGGAACCCUCAGCUUCGAAAUGGUUUCUUCCGACUGGUACGCAGACGAAUACUGUAGACCUAAAGUUAACAGUUUAUUCAUGGUAAAUCUUACAUGUAGGUACAACAUCAAUAGGACAAGACAUAUAGAGAGCAGUCCUCAGACGGCUAGGGCAUGUAGAGAGAAUGGAUGAGGGAAGAAUUCACUAGAUAACUUUUACGUAGUCUGUGUAACACAAAGUCUGCUGUCCAGGACUGUAACUAGUACCUCUCCGCAGAAAUGUCCGUGGUUUGGGGUCACUGUCCGCCAGGGCUGUUGUGAAGCACACGUGCCUACGUGGCGCUAAUAACUUAUUGCAAUGUAACCCGAUUUGCUCAAAACGCUAUAAAAACGUGGGGACAGAGCAAAAUGUGAACAACUAUCUGCUCUUCUACAUAUACUAAUGUAUGGUCUGUAGCUUUGCCUGUUAAGCGCAGGGUGAGAAUACAUCUACACUGCACUGAGAUCUACAUUUAAGAAUUGUACUAGAGUCACCUAUUGUCUGUCACUCCAUCUUCUUGUGCCACGUCAGAGAUUUGGCAAAGUAGUUGGCAAAUCAAACGUACAGGGUAAAAACGAGAGGACAAGUUAGUAGCAUUCGUGCAGUUUGGAAAAAGAAACGGUAUACACAACAUC